AUAUACCACUUCUUCACCUAUCAGAUAAGUAUAUAAUGCACAUAAUGCAUAACAUGCAACGAUAGUAUUAACCAUUAGCACUGGGUUACGGUCGAGAAACAGUAUCGCGUUAACUCGCAACGUGAAAUGAUCUCAGCUGCGUGAUCUUGACGCCAAAUGACAGUGAGUUUAAAGAGUAGAAAAGAAAGAAAAAAAGAAAGGAAUAAUAAUAAUAAUAAUAAUAAUAUAUCGAGUGCAAUAUAAUAUCUAUUUCCUACGAUUUCAUUUGGAUAACGUGUGUAAAAAAUUAAUUAAAAAAAUUAAAAAAAAAUUAAAAAAAAAGGAAGAGAAGAUCCAAUAAUAAGAAGCUAAUCAUGAGCUUGUUACUUUUGGUACUCGUACUAUGUGGAUUAUUGGCAUUGUAUAUUUAUUGCCGCAGGAUAUAUAGUUAUUGGGAUAGACAAGGUAUACCAGUGGUACCUUAUUCCAUACCAAUUGUUGGUCACCUAUUACCAUUGUUAUUGUUGCAAAAAAAUAUCUCACAAUUGGUAAUAAAUUGGUACGAACGUUAUAAGAACAAUAGUAUGGUUGGUUAUUACGAUGGUAUGGUGCCGGGAUUGAUAGUACGGGAUCCUGAAUUGGUUAAAACGAUCCUACAAACGAAUUUCACGAAUUUCCAUGAAAAUGCAAUGAAGGUUGAUCAGGACGUUGACCCAUUGAUGGCUAAGAAUCCAUUUUUUUCGAAAGGCGAGAUAUGGUUGGUAGGUAGAAAAAGAUUGACCUAUGCGUUUUCGAGUAUGCGAUUGAAAAUAUUAUCCGAGACUGUAAGUAAAGUUUGCAAAAAGUUUGACGAUUAUUUGUCUCGAAAGAUUAAAGAUGAUCAAAGGAUCGAAUUUGAGACGAAAGAUCUAUUUGGUAGAUUUACAGGAGAAGUUGUCGCCAAUGCAGGAUACGGCAUUGAAGGUUUUUGUUUCGAUGAUAAUUAUAAUCCACAAUCGUUUCAUGAGAUUGGUAAAAAGAUAUUCAAGACUACCUGGUUGCACGGUACAUUGCAAUCAAUGAUGUUCUUUCUUCCAUUUUUAAAUAAUUAUUUAAAAAUACGAUUAAUACCGAAGGACAUUGAUCAUUUCUUUCGAACGAUCGUUAAACAAGUCAUCGAUAAAAGACGAGAAGAGAAUGAAAAGCGUAAUGAUUUUUUUCAAUUAAUGGUCGAUCUUGAAAAAAGUGAGGGUCAAAAGUUCGACGAGGAAUCAUUAUCGGCACAUGCAUUAUCAUUCUUCGUCGAUGGUUAUGAAACAUCAUCGGCUACCUUGAGCUUCAUUUGUUUCGAAUUAUCGAUACAUUGUGACAUACAAGAAAAACUUAGGAAAGAGAUCAAACAAGUAUUGGAUAAACAUCAAGGAGAGAUUACUUAUGAUUCCUUGAAAGAGAUGACGUAUUUGGAACAAGUUAUAAGCGAAUCACAAAGAAUGCAUACCCUAUUGGAUAUAAUGGGAAAAAUGUGUACCGAUAAUAUCGAAUUAAAAGCUAACGAUGGAUUAACUUGUAAAAUUGAACCAGGUACAAAAAUAAUUAUACCGAUUAAUUCAUUACAAAGAGAUCCUAAAUAUUGGAUCAAUCCGGAUGCAUUUGAUCCAGAUCGAUGGAACGAACAAAGGAAAUCUGAAAUUAAUAAAUAUUGCUUUUUACCAUUCGGUGAAGGGCCAAGAAUUUGUGUUGGCCUUAGGAUGGGAUUAUUACAGGUCAAAGCUUCACUUGUUACUUUAUUAAUGAAAUAUAGAAUAGAAAGAAAUCCAAGAACCUGUUAUCCAGUAAAAAUUGGCCUUUUGGGUGUAUUAUCGACCCCUAUAGAUGGCCUUUGGGUUUAUCUGAAACGUCUAUAAA
Molecule: messenger RNA, 1863 nt
Organism: Vespa velutina
Lineage: Eukaryota; Metazoa; Arthropoda; Insecta; Hymenoptera; Vespidae
Product: cytochrome P450 6j1-like
Exons: 1
Coding region: 354-1862 (502 amino acids)
Molecular function (GO): monooxygenase activity; iron ion binding; oxidoreductase activity, acting on paired donors, with incorporation or reduction of molecular oxygen
Source: RefSeq, a predicted model, not a curated record